CACCCUCGUUCGAACGUAGUUUGGAGAGGUGCGAACCGUAGUAACGGUCGUUCUUGGUUAGAAGUCAGAGGUGCAUCGAUCAAAUCAACAUCGCCGACACCGGUGGUGGAUAUUUGACGGUCACGUUGAUUUCACCAUUUAGAGGUGCAUCGAUCAAAUCAACGGCGCCGACAUUCGGCGGCGGAUAUUUGACGGUAGUCUCGAUUUCAACAAUCAGCGGUGCAUUCGAUCAAACGGCACUGCAAGAGUUUCCACCGCGAAACAUCAAAUCAACAUCGCCGGAAACAGAAUUCGGCACCGGCGGUGGCAUUUGGUUUUCCCGAGGAAACAAUUUGGCACGCCCAGUGGGACACGUGUGUUUGAAAUGGCUCUGCGGCGAGAAAAACAAGAUUGCGAUCUUCCACAACAAUUUCUGGACGAGCAAAGGACCAAUACUGAAGUUGGUCAGGCGGACGAGGCGGAUGGACAUAUCGGUCGGAUGAAGGAGUGGCCUCAAUCCAUGUCGAGCACUGACGGGCAUGUUGCACUCUUGUCUCUACGUCGAGCCGUGGAGGAGUAUUACCAGCAGGUAAAUCUCUAUUUUAUCUCUUUAAAUAAGCCGUGUGAUUCUCUUGGAAGACAUAUGGAUAAAUUUUUUGAGAUGAUAGAUGAACAUGUUUCCGGUAUUGCCAAUAAGGACUCACUUAAACUUGUGGCUAAAACAGUGGCGUUAGGGGCCAACAAAUCUCAUGUUGGUUCUCCUGUGAACACUAUUGUUUUGAAGGACAGGAAAGUUAGAGCGGUCUUGCGAAAGCCACAACUAAGAACAAAAUUUAAACGUGUUCAUAAUAAGUUUCAGAAAAUUAAGAAAAACAAGUGUGAUAUCUUGAAAGAUGACAAAUUUUACAACAUUGUUCAAUCUAAGCCGCUAGGGGGGCAUGCCAUCCCAGCUCGUGGUAGAUCGAAGGAGAAACAACACUGUAAAUGGCAAAUAAGUUUGCCACAUCCACCUUGUUCUAAGAAAAAUCGAGCUAGGGUCACCACAGACACCAUUCAAGAUGGAGGUGGUGACCACGUGAAUAAAACCAAUCCUGCAAGGGUUGGGAUGAAUCAACAGAAUCCUCCAUGUAAGUUGUCCCCAAAGACUCCACCUAGUGAAAAGGGGGGCAAGUUCAAGCAAACCCGACAUGGGGUUGCCACGCCAAUGCUGGAUGGGAACAAGUCUUCCAUGAUUUUUGGGCAGGGGGGCAAGCUAAAUGCCCGAAAAAUUCCAAUCACACGUGAAAAUUCAAAAGAUACCAAGUGGUUAUGUGAUAAGUGCAAAAAUCAAAAUAACCACAUGACUGUUGAUGAAGCUCGUAAGCCUCAAACUCAACAACGUCGUGAGUGUGUGCAGAUGACAAAACAAGAUCAGUCUGGGCAAGCGAUGCCACAUGGUCGAUUUGGUAGGACAAAGACGUUAAAAAACUCCGAUGUCCCGCCAAGAGUAAAAAACACUGGUGAUUUUCUCUGUCACGGCCCUGUGGCUAAGAUGAAGCAAAAUCGAACUCGUGGAAUCUCGAACAAGGGUGCUCGAGCUGGACAAACUGGAAAGUUGCAAGCCAGCUAUGAUUGCAAAAAAUCUAAACCAAUGUGUGUAGAGCUAGCUGGGACUAGUGAGAGUAUUCAUGGAUGGCUUGUGUGGUUUGAUCCGUGGAGUUGGCAGUGGGUGUGGACCUUUGGCAUGAUGGUUUAUGCCAAAGUCUAAUCUGUUGGUUAUUUAUGUAUUAGUAACAAAUAAAAUAUAGCUAAUUUAGGCCACAUGAUAUAUAUGUGUAAAAAAAAAAAAAAUUGCAAAGGAAACAAGCAUGUUUCCAGGUCCGACAGUGGUGCUUUAUUUCUCACCAACGUUGUGGUGACCGCAAAGCGGAUGACACAACACCAUGGUGAAAUGCAGCAGAAUUGUUCCGGACCCGAUUGAAAAAAAAAAUUGAUUUUCGCAUAGGAAAAUAAUAUUGUUAAAAUAAAAGUAAUACGCCGCUGUUUCUCUAAACAGUGUUGCGGGACUUUUGAAAGAGAAGGAAAAAAAAGUCGUACUAACAUCAGGCCUGGUUAGUUUGCAGCGCUGCAAGAGAGAAAAAAGGAGCUCAAACGGCGCUGUAAAGUUUGCCGCAGCCUUGCGAGCAAUAAAAAAAAAAUUCAUAAUUGGCCGAGUAAGUACAUAUUUAAAAGAGGCCAAACAAUGCUGCGAGCUGCCACAUUGUUGUUAGAUUGGUUCCUCGUUUUACUUUUGUGAGAAACCAUGCUUAUGAGUUUAAUAAAAAUAAAGAUAAAAGAAGGAUACGUAAGGCCAAUGUAAUGGUCAUUUGAACUAUGAGAAAAGCAUGCAGGGUUGUUCUGCUCUUCGCAGCUUUGUGGUGUGGGGACAAAUUCACUGCAUUUUAGUAAAGCUCGUCACAGCGUUGCGGGUAAUGGCUGGUUGCAGUGUUGCGGAAUGAAAAAAAAAAUAAUAAAAAAAUCAAAGCACCACCGUUUUGGUCCAACGCAACAUUGAGGGUUUUUUGUGGAAAGAAAAUAUAGUUUCAACGUAAUAGCUUAAGACAACGUUGCGGGCAACGGAAAAUUGAUAGUGGCCAAAGCAACGUUGUUAUGGACCAAAACAAUCUUGUUUAGCCGUGCAGACCCGUGGCCGCAACAGCAUUGCUGAAAUAAAAUAAUAAUAAAAUGCUAUGAUGUAGCAGAGGAAAAAUUAUAUCGGCCUAAAUAGCGUUGCCGCAAUACGGAUGAAAAAAAAAAUCCGCAGCGUUGCGAUAGGUCUUGGCAACGUUGUUUGGCCGAAAGCGUUGUUUGGCAACCACGAGAGUAAAAAUCGGAUCCUGGGGAGACUAGGUCCAAACAGUGAUGCGCUGCUACCACUAGUCUGUGUUUUGGAUAAUCAUGCGUUGAACAGUGUUGCGUGGAAUUGUGUUGGCUGAUUUUUGCUUUAGGGCCAUUAAAAUAACAAAUAAAAAAAUAAUAACCCAAGCACGGUUAUUUUAUUGGGGAUAAAAAGGAGAGAAAGCGGCAUUAGUGAGAGUGCCGCAGAGUUGUUGGCAAAGAAAGAGAGUCCGAGAAGCUUUUGGAAGCCUGCCGCAAUGUUGAAAGCAAGUGAGAAAAAAAAAAUAAUUAUUAUAAUAAAACUUAGGUCGCUAAUCCGCUGCGCCAUGGGGGAAAUAAACAGGGCUGUGUAAUUGCUUCGACCUGUAGCAUCGUGGGAUUUUAAGCCACCUAACAGCUUUGGUUAAGGGCUAAGAGAUAAGCGUCGAUGAGAAUUGAUGUUUUGGCUGCCAAUCGUGGUGGGGAAGGUAACAUUGCUGGAAUGUGACAUCUGUGCGGAAGAGGCUCAAAAUUGGUGGGACGCGUUGGUCAAACUUAUCCCUACCAACAUUGCAUGACUAAUCAAUUUCAUGCAUUAGC
Linum trigynum is the source of this 3414-nucleotide messenger RNA. The record is from the annotation of a GenBank genome assembly. NCBI's taxonomy places the organism in Eukaryota, Viridiplantae, Streptophyta, Magnoliopsida, Malpighiales, Linaceae.